UCCAACUCUCAUAAGUUUUCCCCGAAAAAAGCCUCAAAUUUCCUCCAUGAAUCAAAGAGUCAACCAGGAGUGGAACCCCUCUGAGGUAGAGGGGGCAAGAUCAAUCAUUGAUCGUCUCAACAACUACUACAACAAUGAUGGCACCAACCAUGAGAAGAUCAAGAAGCAUGAUAUCGUGGCCAAUCUCAAAGCAUGGUUCCCUAGGAAGACCAUGCAACAGGUAACAGACUUGUAUGAUGAUCUUGUUAUGGAGAUGCAUAUGUUGCAGUGUCCAGAGAAGGAGUACAAUGGUACCAAUAGUGACCAUGGUGCCAUUUACACUGUGGAUGGCCUUGUGAAUAAAAACUUUGGAUUGCAAAAGGAGGUUGCCAUAGAAGGAAUGGGUAUUUUGUUUGGUCAUCCAUUGGAGACUAUGCAAACCAUGGAGAUACAAGAAGAGGUGCAUAUGGUGGAGGAGAACAAGGUGCUGUUGGAGAAUAAGAUUUGCAUCCCUCAACCAGUGCUUGCACCACGUGCCAAGGGGUAUUGGACCCCAGAGGAACACAGGCUCUUUCUCCAUGGGUUAAGUGCAUGUGGUCGUGGAAAAUGGAAGGACAUAUCAAAGUACUUCGUCACUAGUAGGACUCCAGCCCAGAUUUCGAGCCAUGCACAGAAGUACUUCAUGAGGCUACAGAGCAAACGGUCAGGAAGCCAACGCUAUAGCAUCAACGACGUGGAGCUCGAUGAUGCUGACCCAUGGAAAAUCAAAAAUAGCUUUAAUUUAUGGGAAGCACUCGCCUUGCAAUCUACAAUUGGUGCUGAUAACCAAAAUCCAAGUUUUGGUUUGCAAACUCCUUCGAGUCCAUUUGUCACCAUGAACAAUAUAUUCUAGUUUGGAGUUGUCUUUCCUGAAGAAAAGGAGUUAGUAGUAGUAUGUUGUGAGAAUGAUAAGAUGUUGUCAUCGUAGUAGGGGCUAGUGAACUUUGUUCCUACUAGUAUACAAGUAUUACUUAAACUUCCUUCAAAGUAUUGUAUGGCAUACCAUGUAUAAGAUGCUAUGAUUUAAAUUAUAUUUAAAUGUGUGUUUGGAGAGUCAA
This is a messenger RNA of Triticum dicoccoides, 1076 nucleotides long. RefSeq lists its product as uncharacterized. Gene Ontology annotation, molecular function: DNA binding. Lineage: Eukaryota; Viridiplantae; Streptophyta; Magnoliopsida; Poales; Poaceae. The coding region runs from base 47 to 871 and encodes 274 amino acids. The record is from RefSeq and is a predicted model, not a curated record. The transcript is spliced from 2 exons.